AUGCAACAAUUAAAUAUGGCACCUGCUAUUCAACCUUCUUCAAUACCCACUGUUCGUCAAUCUACAAUCAAUAAUUGUACUGAGCCAGAGGUCGAUUGUGCUGAUGAUUCCUUACAUGAGGAUGAGUCUCAAUUGACUCCGGACUCACCCAAGAGUGGAGGGAUUCUCCCUCAUUUUGAAUACGUUUCUUACGACAGAGUUCAAGAUCUUUAUGAACAACGAAAGGGUCAUUUCUAUUUUAUUCCUGAUGGCUUUGAACCAGUUUUAGUCCCAAACGACUCUAAAGCUUCUGCAGUAACCAACUUGUUGGAAAACUCCAAGCCUGUCUCCUCUGCUCCAAAUGUCUCAAGGAUGCUUCCGGAUUCUGACGUUCGUCUUCCAUCAUUUGCUCUUCCCUGCGGAGUUGCCGGCUCAAAGAAAGAUAAUUCCGCAAAUGGUAAAAAUGGUAAAAUCAAGAAACCUCCAAGACCUCCAAAUGCAUUUAUUCUUUAUCGUCGAGCCAAACAACCACAAAUUGUUGCUCAACAUCAAGGAAUUUCAAACAAUGAUGUCUCUAAGGAAAUUGGCAGAAUGUGGCAUGAAGAACCUUUAGAAGUACGCCUUAAAUUCCAAAAAAUGGCAGAAGCUGCAAAAGAAGAACAUAUGAAAAAAUACCCAGAAUAUCGAUAUAGGCCCCGACGCCCUCAGGAACGAAAACGACGAGUUCCUACUACCGCACGAGAUGCCUCAACCAGACGUGUUUCCGCACCUGGUUUACCACAUAAUUUACUUGUAGAUACAUCUAACAAAGCGUCAGGAUCUAGACGCAUUCCCUCAGGAUUAACCGAUGCUGACGGUUAUCUCUCUGACUCUCAAUUGAUGGCAAUGCAAAAUCAACAAUCGUUCCGAACUAAUGGAGAUUUUGAAAAUCAUAUGUUCUAUGCAAGUCCAACAAAUACUUCUCAACAAGAAACAUUUGGUUUUAUUGAUAAUUCCAUGCCACACCAAUUUUCCUACGUCCAGAACACGUACGAUAAUUGUUCAACCGACUUUGGAUCUUUUGAUGUUGAAUUUGAUGAAUAUGAUUAUAAUGAAGCCACUUUAAAAGAUUGUAUAGAAAAAAAAGGCAAGUCUUUGAAAUAA
This is a messenger RNA of Racocetra fulgida, 1122 nucleotides long. NCBI's taxonomy places the organism in Eukaryota, Fungi, Glomeromycota, Glomeromycetes, Diversisporales, Gigasporaceae. The record is from the annotation of a GenBank genome assembly.